This is a messenger RNA of Stegostoma tigrinum, 1293 nucleotides long. RefSeq names its product carboxypeptidase A1-like. Gene Ontology annotation, molecular function: metallocarboxypeptidase activity; zinc ion binding. The record is from RefSeq and is a predicted model, not a curated record. Gene Ontology annotation, biological process: proteolysis. The transcript is spliced from 11 exons. Bases 1 to 1293 code for a protein of 430 amino acids. Lineage: Eukaryota; Metazoa; Chordata; Chondrichthyes; Orectolobiformes; Stegostomatidae.
AUGGCCAUAGCUUUAAGGCACAGUUACACCAGGAAAAAGGGAGUCCUGAGGACAAUUUACAAACUUAAGCUUACUAUGUCGAUACGCUAUUUGCAAUUUGACCAGGUUUUACGAGUCACUGCCAGCAAUGAGACACAGCUUGAUCUGGUGCGGUCCCUCCAAGAACUGCAGCAUCUAAAUAUUGAUUUCUGGUUAGAACCAAGCAGGCCCUUGAUGCCCAUUGACAUCCAAGUCCCAAGAGAACAUGCACAAUCUGUGAAAGCCUUCUUUGAGUUCAACGGUAUCGGUUACUCAAUCUUGAUUGAAGAUCUACAGCUUCUAUUGGAUGAAGAGAAGAAGGAAAUGAUACUUUCUCGACAUAAGGAACGUAACAGCCAAACAUUCAACUAUGCUUCUUACCACACAUUGGAGGAGAUUUACAUAUGGAUGGAUACGUUUGUAGCUUCCAACUCAGGCUUGGUCAGCAAACUGCAGAUUGGUACCACUUUUGAGAACCGCCCAAUCUAUGUGCUAAGGUUUAGCACUGGUGGGAUUAACCGACCUGCUAUUUGGAUUAAUUUUGGUAUCCAUGCCCGUGAAUGGAUUAGUCCUGCUACCUCCCUCUGGCUUGCAAAUAAGCUUGCCAGUGAAUUUGGCAAAGAUACUUCUGUGACUUCAUUGCUGAACACAAUGGACCUCUACCUAGAGCUUGUAACAAAUCCUGAUGGAUUCAAAUUUACCCACACAAAUAACCGCAUGUGGCGGAAGACCAGGUCUAAACAUGCUGGCAUGUUAUGUACAGGAGUUGACCCAAAUAGGAACUUCGAAGCUAAUUUUGGAGGACCUGGUGCCAGUAACUAUUCUUGUUCAUCAACAUACUAUGGACCUUAUGCCAAUUCUGAGAAGGAAGUCAAAGCCAUAGUUGACUUUGUCAAAAGUCACGGAAAUUUCAAAGUCUUCAUUGAUGUUCACAGCUAUUCUCAGCUCUUAAUGUUUCCUUAUGGUUACACCGCAACUAAGCCAAAAGACUAUGGAGAACUGCUUGAUCUCAGCAAAAUAUCUGUCACUUCUUUAGCAUCACUGUAUGGAACCAGCUACAGAUAUGGACCCAUCUUCACCACAAUCUAUCAAAGCAGCGGUUCAUCCAUUGACUGGGCUUAUGAUCAAGGCAUCAAGUAUUCUUUCUGCUUUGAACUGCGUGAUACUGGUCGCUAUGGCUUCAUUCUACCAGCUGAUCAGAUUAUUCCAACAGCUGAGGAAACCUAUCUGGGUUUGAUGGAAAUUUUAAAUCAUGCCAGAAAGAACCCCUAUUAA